UUUGCUUUGAGAGUAAAAAAUAAUAAUAAUCUGUGGACGUUUACUUUGACCUUAACCUUUUUUUUGUCUUUAUCUUUUUUCCUCCUUAAAAAUUCCAACUUUAUUAUAAUUAUUUUGACACAAACCUUUCUUCUUUUCCACCACUUUUAUAUAACAAGAAAAAAUGAAGGACGGAGGAGUAGCUUCGCAGCUAAACACCAGCGGCGGGGCCAACACGUACCGGUACAAGUCGUUUAAUGACCGAUUAAACGAUAUAAAGACAAAUGUGCCACUGCGAAUUGUGCGGGACUUUGAUGAGCCUGAGGAGAAUCAGUCGUAUUUCGCCGAGGGACUCAAAAGACAGGGCGAGUUGAACUGCACGAAGGAUUACACGGAGUUUACUAACCGUGUGGCUAAAUACCAGCAGUCCUUGGCGCAGGUGCUUUACCAUAAGGAAGAUAUUGUGAGCGCGAUGGAGGAGUAUUUGACGAUGGAGCACGAGCUUGUGCUGGAGUCGAUGCUAGACCUUGUCACUACCCUAGCGCGCGACUUGCAGGAGGAGAUCCUGCCUUACUUUGCACGGCUGGUUCAGCGGAUCAUGCAUCUGAUCAAGGUAGAUUCAGCAGAAAUAGUCGAAGCAGCGUGCAACGCGCUCACGUACCUGUUCAAGUACCUGUCAAAGUGGCUGGUCACGGAUUUGCGGCCGACUUUCGACCUCCUGAAGCCGCUUCUCGGCAUGGAAAAGCAAAAACCCAACGUUCGGCGAUUCGCAGCCGAGUCCCUGGCAUUCCUCAUUCGCAAACUCCGGGCCGACUCCCUCCAAGAUUCGUCGCCCACGUUGUUGCUGAUCUCAAUGGCUGCGUGGACAUUAGGAAGGUGGAUUUCCGCGAUGGACUGGCGCUGCUGUUUUUUGAGUGCAUGCGACAGGUCAAUAGCCAGCUGCACUCGCGCGCGGCCGGCACGCUGACAGCGCUGCUGCGCGAAAUGUCCGCCCAGCAACAACAAGAAGAGACGGCGGGUGCGCUGGAGGACUGUGCCGGUUACGUGCUGGUGGUUCUGUGCUUAAGCUCUGCCUGCACCAUGUCCAGCGCGACACUGCGCAGCAGCUGUGGGCAGUGCUGACAAUGGAGUUUGACGCACAUAUGGGGCGUGC
Kickxella alabastrina is the source of this 1132-nucleotide messenger RNA. RefSeq lists its product as uncharacterized. Bases 164 to 946 code for a protein of 260 amino acids. The record is from RefSeq and is a predicted model, not a curated record. The transcript has 2 exons. NCBI's taxonomy places the organism in Eukaryota, Fungi, Kickxellomycota, Kickxellomycetes, Kickxellales, Kickxellaceae. Gene Ontology annotation, cellular component: nucleolus; 90S preribosome; small-subunit processome.